GACGCGCCGGGGGCCGCCGCCGCCGCCGCCUUCCCGGCCUCGGCCGCCUCGUUCUCGUCGCGCUGGCGCUGCCCGAGCCACUGCAUCUCGGCGCUCAUUCAGCUCAACCACACGCGCCGCGGGCCCGCCCUGGAGGACUGUGACUGCGCCCAGGACGAGAACUGCAAGUCCACCAAGCGCGCCAUUGAGCCGUGCCUGCCCCGGACGAGCAGCGGCGGCUCGGGCGGCCCGGGCGCGGGCGGGGUCAUGGGCUGCACCGAGGCCCGGCGGCGCUGCGACCGCGACAGCCGCUGCAACCUGGCCCUCAGCCGCUACCUGACCUACUGCGGCAAGCUCUUCAACGGGCUGCGCUGCACCGACGAGUGCCGCACGGUCAUCGAGGACAUGCUGGCCGUGCCCAAGGCGGCGCUGCUCAACGACUGCGUGUGCGACGGCCUGGAGCGGCCCAUCUGCGAGUCGGUCAAGGAGAACAUGGCCCGCCUGUGCUUCGGGGCCGAGCUGGGCAACGGCCCGGGCAGCAGCGGCUCGGACGGGGGCCUGGACGACUACUACGACGAGGACUACGACGACGAGCAGCGCGCCGGGGGCGCGGGCGGCGAGCAGCUGCUGGACGACGACGACGGCGUCCCCUACUUCAGCCACCACCUCCUGGUAGAUGUUUCCACACCUGCUCUGUGUCUGUUCUGCAAGUCGAGGUCCCCCUGGAUGCAUCUUCCCAACUGGAACCCCUAA
Messenger RNA from Ailuropoda melanoleuca (giant panda), 732 nucleotides. RefSeq names its product growth arrest specific 1 (gene GAS1). The transcript is spliced from 2 exons. Gene Ontology annotation, biological process: regulation of cell cycle. Gene Ontology annotation, cellular component: plasma membrane. NCBI's taxonomy places the organism in Eukaryota, Metazoa, Chordata, Mammalia, Carnivora, Ursidae. The record is from RefSeq and is a predicted model, not a curated record. The annotation marks the transcript as partial.